GGGGCGCGCCGAGGGAGGGCCCAGGCCGCCAGGUGCGCGGACCCUGAGAGGCGCGGUGCCCGCUGGACCGCGCGCCCCGCGCUCCCCGCGGCUGGUUCAAGGCCAUGCUUCCGCUCUGGGCCCUGCUGGCCCUCGGCUGCCUGCGCCUCGGCUCGGGUGUGAACCUCCAGCCCCAGCUGGCCAGUGUGACCUUUGCCACCAACAACCCGACCCUCACCACGGUGGCCUUGGAAAAGCCUCUCUGCGUGUUUGACAGCUCCGCGGCCCUCGAUGGCACUUUUGAGGUGUACCUCUAUGUCCUGGUCGACUCAGCCGACACUUCCCACCUGUCUCCCUGCGCCCGAUCUGUGCCCACGGCAGGGGGGUUCUCUCCCAUUUUACAGACCAGGGCCCAGAGAGCCAGCUCCAGGAACGCCUCCGUGCAGGAUGCCAAGACCCCGCUGAGCUCCACCUUCCAGCAGACAGAGGGGGGAAGGACAGGCCCCUAUAAGGCAGCGGCCUUUGACCUGAUCCCCUGUGGUGACCUGCCCAGCUUGGAUGCCAUCGGGGAUGUGGCCCGGGCCUCGGAAAUCCUGGACGCCUACCUCGUCAAGGUGGGCGCCAACGGCACCUGCCUUUCAGACCCCAACUUCCACGGCCUCUGCAACCCGCCCCUGUCGGCGGCCACGGAGUACAGGUUCAAGUACAUCCUCGUCAACAUGUCCGCGGGCUUAGUACAGGACCAGACCCUAUGGUCCGACCCCAUCCGCACCAACCGUCCCACCCCCUACUCCGCGAUCGACACGUGGCCGGGCCGGCGGAGCGGGGGCAUGAUCGUCAUCACGUCCAUCCUGGGCUCCCUGCCCUUCUUCCUGCUCGUCGCUUUUGCUGGUGCCAUCGUCCUCAGCCUCCUGGACACGGGCGGUUCUGACAGGGAAACGACACACGACUCCCAGAUCACGCAGGAGGCCGUCCCCAAGUCCCUGGGGACCUCGGAGCCCGCGUACGCGUCUGGGAACCGGGGGCCGCCGCUGGACAGGGCUGAGGUGUAUUCCAGCUAGCUGCAGGACUGAGCCCGGGCCCGCUCCUGGGCGGGAGGCCUUCUCCCCACUGGCCUUGCCCAGGGGGCGUGCGGGCAGCCGGUGCCCUGACCCCACCCACAGCGGAACAGGGUGUGUUGGCCCAACCUGCGGGAAAACUGUCAAUAAAAUCUUCCCAAGGUUUUGAGUUCCAAAUGAA
Messenger RNA from Acinonyx jubatus (cheetah), 1218 nucleotides. It is a transcript of the gene UPK3A, whose product is annotated as uroplakin 3A. Bases 105 to 1040 code for a protein of 311 amino acids. The transcript is spliced from 7 exons. NCBI's taxonomy places the organism in Eukaryota, Metazoa, Chordata, Mammalia, Carnivora, Felidae. The record is from RefSeq and is a predicted model, not a curated record.